CGGCGAUUAAAGCCGUGCGGAGUAUCCGGGAGAGCGGUCGCGUUACGCUCGGUGGUUUCCUCGUCGCGCGAAUUCUCGGAGUAGUCGGGAGUCGUGUAUACGUGUGCGCGCGCGGUCUGCGGCAGCCGGGUCGAUGUGAAGAGGAGAAGCAAAAAGGAGAACGCGAAGGGGAGAAGUGGCGCAAAAGCGAAAGAUGACGGCUCGGCGUGUGAUUUGACAAGUGGAGAAGAUUAAGCGUUCGAUGGGAAAAGUGUUCUCCUGUUGAAUACCGCUGAAUACCGCGGUGGUCCACGGACUUGGUGGACUUUAAGAUAUCGGGAUUCCGAGCUGUGGACCGAAGUUGAGAAUUAACGAGCGCAAGUAUAAGCGGAACGGGGGUGGCGGCGGCGGCGGCGGUGGCGGCAGCGGAGGUGGCGAGGGUGAAGAGAGUGUGAGACAACGAGAGGGUAAACCGAGAGUACAGCCGAAGAAUGACGGGUGAGGACGGAAAGCGCGGUGGCGGCACCGACGAUGUUACUACAGGAGCAAAUAUGAACACGAACGUCACCGAUAACGUCAAUAAUGUUAACGCCAAUGUUAACGACAACAUAAACGUCAGCCAGCAGAACGGCGGACCGGAAAAGGCUCCCGUAGUCGGCGGUACCAACGUGGAGACGCUGCCACGAGCCGGCAAACAGAGUGAUCCUAGUACUGCAUUUUUACGGGCAGCUCGUGCUGGGCAACUCGAGAAAGUUUUGGAAUACUUGGAAUCUGGAGUAGAUAUUAACGCUUCUAACGCCAAUGGCUUAAACGCUUUGCACCUGGCAGCUAAGGAUGGCCACUUGGAAAUCGUGAGAGAACUCCUAAAUCGUGGCGCAAUUGUGGACGCCGCUACCAAAAAGGGAAACACGGCAUUGCACAUAGCUUCUCUUGCUGGACAAGAGGAGGUGGUACAAGUGCUAGUACAACGAGGUGCUUCUGUGAAUGCACAAUCGCAAAAUGGGUUCACGCCACUGUACAUGGCUGCCCAGGAAAAUCAUGACUCUGUGGUCAAAUACCUCCUCUGCAAGGGUGCGAAUCAAACAUUGGCCACUGAGGACGGUUUCACUCCAUUGGCGGUGGCUAUGCAACAGGGUCACGACAAGGUAGUAGCCGUUCUAUUAGAAAAUGAUACCCGUGGUAAAGUUCGACUGCCUGCUCUACACAUCGCUGCUAAGAAAGACGAUUGCAAAGCGGCUGCCCUACUUUUACAAAACGACCAUAAUCCCGAUGUAACAUCGAAAAGCGGUUUCACUCCGCUUCACAUAGCCGCACAUUAUGGCAACGACCGAAUCGCUUCCUUGCUUUAUGACAAAGGCGCGGAUGUUAACUUUGCGGCAAAGCACAAUAUCACGCCAAUGCACGUGGCAGCAAAAUGGGGUAAGAUUAAAAUGGUUAAUCUCCUCAUGAGCAAGGGAGCAAACAUCGAAGCGAAAACGAGAGAUGGUUUAACUCCUCUACAUUGCGCGGCCAGGUCCGGCCACCAUGAAGUAGUUGACAUUCUCAUUGAGAAAGGAGCACCCAUUGGCUCAAAAACAAAGAAUGGUCUUGCCCCGUUACACAUGGCUUCUCAAGGGGAUCACGUUGACGCCGCGAGAAUUUUAUUGUAUCACCGUGCACCCGUGGAUGAAGUGACGGUGGAUUAUUUGACUGCGCUGCAUGUGGCUGCACACUGCGGUCACGUACGCGUAGCUAAACUACUUCUUGAUAGAAAUGCUGAUCCAAAUGCGCGAGCGCUCAACGGAUUUACCCCUCUUCAUAUCGCAUGCAAGAAGAAUCGUAUAAAAGUCGUCGAACUCCUCCUGAAGCACAAAGCGAGCAUCGAAGCUACAACUGAGUCUGGAUUAACUCCAUUGCACGUAGCGAGUUUUAUGGGAUGUAUGAAUAUCGUGAUUUACUUACUUCAACACGAAGCUAGCCCUGAUAUACCGACAGUGAGAGGCGAAACGCCAUUACACUUAGCUGCCAGGGCGAACCAAACUGAUAUUAUUAGGAUACUUCUUAGAAACGGCGCCCAAGUCGACGCUAGAGCAAGAGAGGAACAGACACCACUUCACGUCGCUUCUCGCCUGGGUAACGUCGAUAUUGUGAUGUUACUGUUGCAACAUGGUGCGGGCGUAGAUGCUACAACGAAAGAUUUGUAUACACCGCUUCAUAUCGCUGCUAAAGAAGGCCAGGAGGAGGUUGCAUCCGUUUUAUUAGAAAAUAACGCCUCGCUUACCGCAACGACCAAGAAAGGAUUUACUCCCUUGCAUUUAGCGGCCAAGUACGGCAAUAUGAACGUAGCUCGAUUGCUACUACAAAAGAAUGCGCCUGUUGACGCUCAAGGAAAGAACGGAGUAACGCCACUUCAUGUAGCCUCUCAUUACGAUCAUCAAAACGUGGCUUUACUUUUACUCGAUAAAGGAGCUUCACCACAUGCCAUGGCUAAGAAUGGUCAUACACCAUUGCAUAUCGCUGCACGCAAAAAUCAGAUGGAUAUUGCAACUACUUUGCUGGAAUACGGAGCGAAAGCUAAUGCAGAAUCAAAAGCGGGCUUCACACCGUUACAUUUGAGCGCACAAGAAGGCCAUACUGAUAUGUCAACCCUUCUUAUCGAGCAUAAAGCAGACACGAAUCACAAAGCGAAGAAUGGCCUUACGCCUUUACAUUUAUGCGCACAAGAAGAUAAAGUAAACGUCGCCUCCAUUCUUGUCAAGAAUGGUGCUCAGAUUGACGCUAAAACUAAGGCUGGUUAUACGCCAUUGCACGUGGCAUCUCACUUUGGUCAGGCAGCUAUGGUAAGAUUUCUCUUAAAAUCUGGUGCUGCUGUUGACAGCAGUACCAAUGCUGGUUAUACUCCUCUCCAUCAAGCCGCGCAACAAGGACAUACGCUCGUUAUUAAUUUGUUAUUGGAAAGUAAAGCUAAACCGAAUGCUGUAACCAACAACGGACAGACUGCUUUAGAUAUCGCACAAAAGCUCGGUUACAUAAGCGUCAUUGAAACGUUGAAAGUUGUCACAGAGACUAUCAUCACAACAACUCAUACCGUCACUAUUGAAGAGAAAUACAGAGUUCAGGCACCCGAAUCCAUGCAGGAGACAUUUAUGAGUGACAGCGAAGAUGAGGGCGGUGGUGAUGAAAUCGGCACGGCAGCCAUGAAUGUGUACGGGCAGCCUCCGCACGCGCAACACGUGUACCUUCCUUCUUACUACCAGGGCCAAAUGACCUAUACCCGUGAAGAUCCAAUGCUCAGCGACCAACAGCAGUAUCGAUACAUGACUGUUGAUGACAUUAAGUCCAUGGGGGAUGACUCAAUGCGCGUAAACGUGACGGACGACGAGAGAGAUAAUCGACAUUCCGGAGCGCCAACCAUAACAGAGAUGAUUACGAAAGAACAUUAUCAACGUACAAACGCGGCCAAUCUUAAGCCAGACAAUGUAGACAUCAAUAGGCAUCCUGUGCAUGUUGGCAGAAUUCCACAGUGGAGAAACUUCCUGGUUUCCUUCUUGGUGGACGCAAGAGGCGGUGCGAUGCGCGGGUGCAGACAUAGCGGCGUCCGCGUGAUUGUUCCACCGCGUAAAGCCGCAAUGCCUAUGCGCGUCACGUGCAGAUACUUGAGGAGAGACAAAUUGACAAACCCACCGCCCUUGAUGGAGGGAGAAGCAUUGGCUAGCCGCAUCCUCGAAUUGGGUCCUGUUGCUGCAAAAUUUCUGGGCCCUGUUAUCAUAGAAGUGCCACAUUUCGCGUCGUUACGCGGAAAGGAACGGGAAAUAGUGAUUCUACGAUCAGAUAAUGGAGAAACAUGGCGCGAGCAUACCUUGGAAGCCAGCGAGGAAGCUGUCCAAGAUGUGCUUAACGAGAGCUUUGAGGGAGAAGAGUUAAGCCAAUUAGAGGAUCUCCAGACGUCCCGUAUCGUAAGAAUACUCACCGUAGAUUUCCCACAUUACUUCGCAGUAGUAUCUCGUAUUCGGCAAGAGGUCCAUGCGGUUGGUCCCGAAGGCGGCACCGUGUCGUCAUCCGCUGUACCACAAGUACAAGCUGUCUUCCCGCAAGGGGCGCUUACUAAGAAGAUCAGAGUCGGUCUGCAGGCACAUCCUAUACCAGCAGAUCUGGUGGCUAAAUUACUUGGAAAUAGAGUAGCUGUGUCGCCGAUUCUCACCGUCGAACCGAGAAGAAGAAAGUUCCACAAGCCGAUAACUUUAACUAUUCCAGUACCACAGGCGGCUAAUAAAGGCAUGAUCAACCAGUAUUCCGGAGAUGCGCCAACUUUGAGACUCCUGUGCAGCAUAACUGGGGGUCAGACUCGGGCAGUCUGGGAGGACGUCACAGGCUCGACGCCAUUGACCUUUGUGAAAGAUUGCGUUUCCUUUACUACUACAGUUUCCGCCCGUUUCUGGUUAAUGGACUGCCGUAACAUUUCCGAGGCCACGAAAAUGGCCAUGGAACUCUACACGCACGCGACACAUGUGCCCUUUAUGGCUAAGUUCGUCGUGUUUGCAAAACGGAUAGACCCAUUAGAAGCGAGACUACGUGUAUUCUGUAUGACGGACGAUAAAGAAGACAAAACUUUAGAGCAUCAGGAACAUUUUACAGAAGUUGCAAAGAGUAGAGAUGUCGAGGUUCUUGAAGGAAAAACACAAUACAUGGAAUUUUCGGGAAAUCUUGUACCCGUUUUAAAAACAGGUGAACAACUGCAAUUACCGUUUAGAGCUUUCAAGGAAAAUAGAGUUCCUUUUACCACGAGGAUAAAGGAUCCGGAUGCCGCUGAUAUGAUGGGCCGAAUCAUGUUUAUGAGCGAACCUAAGGUUCCGAGAGGUGAACUGCCGCAAACGCCAAUCUGUACACUAAAUAUUUUGCUGCCGGAAAAUAUUUCUCCUGAUACCGCAGUCUCCGAGCUUGAUUUAUUGGAAUUAUCAAAGAACUACAGUUUCCUACGCGAUGGUGGAAUAAGUAGACCAGAUGCAAUACACAGAGCGACCAUCCGAUUAACAGACAUCGCUAAUCUAUUAGAUAAAGAUUGGGAACCGCUAGCGGAAGAAUUGAACAUCCCACCCAAUGACAUGGCUCUAAUAAAGCAAGAAUAUCCCGAUAAACCUGCGCAACAGGCCGCUGCCAUGUUCAAAAUCUGGCAAAACAGUGGAAACAAAGCCACAGGAAACACGUUAGAAAAAGCUCUCAAUAAAAUUGGACGAGAAGAUAUAGUGAAUAAAUGUAUCUUCAAUGUUGAGUUAGUGACUGACGACGUUGAAAAAGCUGUGGCGAGAGUCAGACUGGAUCAGCCAGGUUUUGAUUCUCUCAAGGAGGAAUUGGGACCGUCGAGAAACACGUCACUCCGCCGUGAUGCAACUAUGGAUCCUAAGAUGGAUCCUGAUUAUGAAGAGUCUGACAAAACGAAGGACUCUGAAUCAAUGGAAGAUCUCAGUAUCAGUGGCACACACGAUAAACCCAAAGAGCACAUCACAAUCACAAACGGCACUGUAUUCAACGGAACCUCGAUCCCCAUCAAAGACAAAUACGCGAGCGACGAGAAAGAGCUUAGCGACAUGAUGGCUGAUUACUUUGAGCACAAAUGCCAUACAACCGACACGAUGAGCAAAAAGUCGCGUGACGAACUGGAUCCGGAGAAAAAACGCCAGAAAGUGAUCGCCGAUGCCAACAAGAUAGUCUCUGGUGUAAUAGCAGACGCAGAGAAAGAGAAGGGGAAGUUAGCGAAGGAAGGGUGGUCGGUGGUUUAUGAUGAUGAUGAUGCGCGGGACAAUAAAGAGGCGCGGGGUGCGAUAGGGCAGACUGUAAUUAAUGUUCAUGUAGAUCAAGCGGCCACCGAGCCGGAAGGUUUCGUUCCCAAAUUAGAGCAAAUCUCUAGUAUCGAACCGCCGAUGAUUAAGCAACAUCGUGGUGGGACGCCGGAUCCCAAAGUUAGCACUUCAAAAACAAUUGUUUCUGUUAGUAGUGAUCCGAAAGUAGGCCAGACAGUAGUAACUAAGACUACGGUAAUAAAACAGACUCCGACUGAGACCGUGACUACGAAAGAAACGGUAAUUGUUCUCCCCGAUAAAAAAGACGUUGUUAGCGAGAAAGAGAAACUGUCUAAAGAAGGUAAGGAAGUCGACGAAAAGUUAGGCGCAGCUCCUACGGAUGCGACUGUUACUCGAAAAACGGUAAAGGCUGGCGUAAUAGUUCAAACUGAUCAAAAGAAAUCAGAAAUAAAAACUCCAGCAGACAGGGAUAAAGAUAAAGAUAAGGAAAAGAAGGAUAAAGAUACUGUAACAAAAACUGUGAAAACAUCGGCUUACGAAGAUGUUUACAAUGUGCCACAUUCGACAGACAGCAUGGAAGAUAAAUCAGACGAAGAGAAGAAAACGAAGGAUAAGAGCGGCGGAAUAUUUUUGGGAAUUUUUAAAGGCUCCAAAUUAAAGAGAGGCAAGAAAGGUUUUAAGGACACGUCCUUUGAUAGUGGUGACGAGGAAUCGAAGAUAGUCGUAACGAAAGUUUCAGAACAACAACCAGAAUUUCUCUCUAGCGAAGUAACGAAUUCGCAGUUUGACAGCAGAUUACCAGAAAUUACAACUGCACCCGAUGUGAGAACAGCUACUGUGGAAUUUUUGGAAGAUUCUCGACGAAUUGCUGCAGGUAUGCAUGUAUCUUACGAAGGUCUUGUUAAGUCAGUGGAGAAGGAAGACAAAAAAGCAGAUGCUGCCGAGACCGAUGAUGACGAUAAAGAUAAGAUGAGUUUCUUCUCGAGUUUGUUCAAAAGUAAGUCUAAAAAAGAUGAAGAUGGAUCUAUCUUACCUGUUAUACAUGUUGAGAAACCUAAAGAAUCUGCAGAGCAAAUUGCAAAAAAAGAGAAGAAAAAGCUAGCAGCAAUCGCAAAGGAAAACGAGGAAUUGUUAGAAUUACAAAUGAAGGAAAAGGAAAAAGAGGCUGAAGCAUCUCAGAUUAUCGAAAUGCCUUGUAUAAUUGAACAAGAAACGGAAAAAGCUGUGAAAACCGGCGCGAAAGUUAUCGAGGAUGCUAAAAGCAAAGCAAAGAUCACUUUGGAUGAACAACAAUCUAGUAAGGAUGAUGAAAAAGAAGAAGAUCAAAUAAAGGAAAAGGGUGGCUUCUUCGGCAUCUUUAAGAGUCCAAAAUCCAAAGAGAAAAAGCUCAAAUCGAAGGAAACAUCUUUUGAUAGUGGCGAUGAGGAAAUCAAAGCCGUAACGGAGAAACUCUUGGAUGACAUGCGGAAGGUAGCUGACUCUACCGUGUUACCGAUCGCAUACAAAAGCGAUAAUACAAAAGUCACUCCUAAAGAAGAGAUACGAACUUUUGUGUCGACCACUCAUUACGAAGAUGUUCUCGCUGACAAAGUCAAUAAAUCUUACGAUAUUGUUAAAACCACGAUGAAAAUGGAAAAGACUAUCCACGAAGAGGUAAACGGGAAAGCGGACAUUGACAAGGAAAAAAUUCAAAAGGAAGAGAAAAGAGAUGUUGAAAAACCUACUGCAGAAAUAAAAUCUGAUACGCCGGAAUCCAAAGCACCCGAGACAGAGAAAGAGAUGGGCGACGAUAUCAAAGAAAAGAGUGGCGGCUUUUUCAGUAUGUUUAAGAGCCCAAAACUCAAAAGUAAAAAGAGAAAUAGAUCUCGAGAACAAAGUUCUUCUAAGGAGACCUCUUUUGAUAGCGGAGACGAAGAAGUUCGAUUAGUAACGGCGAAGCUUCUAGAAGACACAAAACAAAUGGCAGAGAAUCUGCAGCAUCAAGCUGAAGAAAAGUUAUCAGAGAGGAUUAUAAAAACUCCUCCUACAGAGGAGGAAAUAAGAAAAACUAUCAUUCCUGAAGAUGAAGCCGUCGAAAAAGAUAAGGGAGGCGGCAUUUUCGGUAUAUUCAGAAGUCCUAAACAAGCGAGAAGUUCCAGAUCCAGGAGUAGAUCUAAGGAGAAGACACCUUCGCUUGAAUUGCCAGAUAGUGGCCACGACGAUUUACGAGAAAUAACUGCAACGUUCUUAGAGGAUUCACGGUAUAUGGCAAAUAUCAUGGGUGAAUUGACAGAUUCGAAAGAUAAAGAUGAUAAAUUGUCAACGGAGAUAAAGAAAAUUGACCAUUACAUUACAAUUGCAGCAGAAGACGUUAGUAAAGUUACGAAGGAUGGUAAAGACGUGAUUGCUAAAAAAGUAGAAGAGAAAACACGUGAUGUCGUGGAUAGCACUGAAGCCGCAAAAGACAGAACGACCAAGGAAACGAAGAAAGCAAAAGACAAAGGUGCAGGAUUUCUAUCUGGCAUAUUUAAAGGUACGAAGCACGCUGUAGAAGAUGCGACAGAUGAUAUUAGAGAAUUCUUAGAUGAGACGAAAAAAGAAGCUGAAAUGGAAAAAGAACGUGCUAAAGAGGAAACUGCUGCAAGUUUAAAUGAUCUGAAAGAUAAAAAGGACACUGCUGUUAGUGAAGUUCAAAGAACUAUGGAUAAAACUAUCGAUAAAGCAAAAGAAGCAAACGAUAAAACGGUCUCUAUAAUAAAAGACAGAAAAGAUAAAGUUGUCGAGGAAGUUUCCAAAGAUACGGAGAAAGUUGCCGAUGCCACGAAAGAAGCUGGUGAGAAAGUAGCACAUGAAACCAAGAAAAUCAGUGAAAAAGUGGACGAGACUGCGGCAGAAGUUGCACAAAUUGCACAGUAUACUAAAGAUGCAGCAAUUAAAGAAGUAAAAGAUGACACAAAGUUAGUGAAAGAAAAAUUAGCAGCUGGCGCUGAUGCGGUAGCAGAAACUGCGGACGGCACAAAGGAAAAAGUAACAAAAGAAGCGAAGAAAGCUAAGGAAAAAACAAGUGGUUUCUUUUCUGGUAUUUUUAAAGGUGCGAAACACGCUGUAGAAAAUGCGACAGACGACGUUAGAGAAUUUUUAGAUGAGACGAAAAAGGAUGCAGAAAUCGAAGAAGAACGUGUCAAAGAAAAGGCUGCUGCAAGUCUGAAAGAUCUGAAAGAUAAAAAAGACACUGUUGUUGGUGAAGUUCAAGAAACAAUGGAUAAAACCACCCAUAAAGUGAAAGAAGCAAAAGAUAAAACAGUUUCUGCACUAAAAAACAAAAGCGAUGAAGUUGUCGAGGAAGUUGCCAAAGAUGCUGAGAAAGUUGCCGAUGACACAAAAGAAGCUAGUGAGAAAAUAGCAGAUGAAUCUAAGAAAAUCGGAGAAAAAAUGGAGGAAACUGCAGCAGAAGUUGCACGAAUUGCCAAGGAUACUAAAGAUGCAACAAUUAAAGAACUAAAAGGAGAUGCAAAAUUAGUGAAAGAAAAAUUAGCAGUUGGCACUGAUACGACAGCAAAAACUAUGGACAGUGCAAAGGAAAAAGUGACAAAAGAAGCGAAGAAAACUAAUGAAAAAUCAGGUGGUUUCUUCUCCGGUAUUUUUAAAGGUGCAAAACAUGCUGUAGAAGAUGCGACAGACGACGUUAGAGAAUUUUUAGAUGAGACAAAAAAAGAAGCUGAAGUCGAAGAAGAACGUGCUAAAGAGAAGGCUGCUGCCAGUCUGAAAGAUCUGAAAGAUAAAAAAGAUACUGCUGUUAGUGAAGUUCAAGGAACUGUGAAAACCGCUGAUAAAGAAGCAAAAAAUAAAACAGUUUCUACACCAAAAGAUAAAAAGGAUGAAGUUAUCGAGGAAAUCUACAAAGAAACGCAAAAAAAUGCCGACGCUAUGAAAGCAGCUAGUGACAUAGUUGGAGCAGAAACCAAGAAGGUUAGUAAAAACGUGGAAGAAACUGCAACAGAUGUUGCGCAUGACCUUAAGGAUAGUAGAGAUGCAACAGUUAAAGAAAUGAAAGAAGAUACUAAAUUAAUGACUGAAAAAUGGCCAGCAGGUGUUGCUGCUGCAGAAAUUGCAGAUAGCACAAAAGAUAAAGCUACGAAGGAAACGAAAAAAGCUAAAGAAAAAACCAGUGGUUUCUUCUCUGGCAUCUUUAAAGGUGCAAAGUAUGUCGCUGAAGAUACAUCUGAUGAUGUUAAAGAAUUUUUGGAUAAGACAAGAAGGGAAGCUUCUUUAGAAAAAGAACGUAUUAAAGAAGUUGUGACAAAUACUAAAGAUUUAAAGGAUAAGAAGGAUACAGUUGUAACCAAAGUUCAGCAAACUGCAGACGCAGUCUUCUUUGACGUAAAAGAAGCUAAGGAUAAAACUGUUUCUGUAAUAAAAGAUAAGGAAGAUAAGCUCGUAGAAGAAGUUUCGAAAGAUGCUGAGAAAAUUGCCGAUAUAGCAAAAGCUGCCGGUGAAGAAAUAACAGCAGAAACAAAGAAAUUUGGUGAAAAAAUGGAAUAUGCCGCUGUAGAUGUUGCGCAAGCUAUCAAGGAGACUAAUGAUGCAGCUGUUAAAGAGGUAAAGGAAGAUACGAAAAUAGUAAAAGAAAAAUUAGCUUUAGGUGCUGAUGCUGUAGAUAACACAAAGGAUAAAACGACAAAACAGGCAAAGAAAGCAAAAGAAAAAACAACUAGUUUCUUUUCCGGUAUUUUUAAAGGUGCUAAGAAUGCCGUAGAAGACGCAGCUGAUGACGUUAAAGAAUUCAUUGAUGAAACGAAAAAGGAUGCUGCGCUUGAAGAAGAACGUGCCAAAGAAAAAUCUGCUGCGAGUAUAACAAAUUUGAAAGACAAGAAAGACACACUCGUUACUGAGAUUCAAGAAGUUGUAAAUAAAUUAGAUAAAGUUGUUGUUGAAACGAGAGAUGCAAAAGAGAAAACAAUCUCUGCAGUAAAAGACAAGAAUGAUGAAAUUGUUGAAGAAAUUUCCAAGGGUAGUCAGAAAAUUUCGGAUACCGCCAAAGCAGCUGAUGAGAAAAUACCAACGAAGAAAAUCAAUGAAACAAUAGGAGAGACUGUGACGGAAGUUGCGGAAACUGCCAAGCACAUUAAGGAUAUAGCAGUUAAAGAAGUGAGCAAAGAUACAAAGAAAGAUAACUUGACAGCAGAUGUCUAUGUUGCUGCUGAAACUGCGGAAGGUACGAAAGAAAAAGUAAAAAGGGUUAAAGAAAAAACCAGUGGUUUUCUGUCUGGUAUAUUUAAAGGCGCUAAAAAUACUGUGGAAGAUACAACUGACGACAUUAAAGAAUUUUUAGAUGAGACUAAAAGUGAAGCAUUAUUAGAAAAAAAACGUAUAGAAGAAGAUGUCGCAAAUAUUAAAGAUUUCAAGGAUACAGAAAGUGCUAUGAUUGUAGGAAUUCAAGAAGCUGCAGACAAGGUCAUCACUGACGUAAAAGACACACAAGAUGAAAUCGUCUCUGCAGUAGAAGACAAAAAAGAUAAAAUUGUCGAAAAAGUUUCCACAGAUGCGCAGAAAGUUACCGACGCUACAAAAGAAGCUAAUGAAAUAAUAGCAGAUAAAACCAAGAAAAUCAGUGAAAAAGUGGAGGAGACUGCGGCAGAAGUUGCACAAAUUGCACAGUAUACUAAAGAUGCAGCAAUUAAAGAGGUAAAAGAUGACACAAAGUUAGUGAAAGAAAAAUUAGCAGCUGGCGCUGAUGCGGUAGCAGAAACUGCGGACGGCACAAAGGAAAAAGUAACAAAAGAAGCGAAGAAAGCUAAGGAAAAAACAAGUGGUUUCUUUUCUGGUAUUUUUAAAGGUGCGAAACACGCUGUAGAAGAUAUGACAGACGACGUUAGAGAAUUCUUAGAUGAGGCGAAAAAAGAAGCUGAAAUCGAAGAAGAACGUGUCAAAGAAAAGGCUGCUGCAAGUCUGAAAGAUAAAAAAGACAUUGUUAGUGACGUUCAAGAAACCGUGGACAAAACCGUCGAUAAAGCGAAAGAAGCAAAAGAUAAAACCGUCUUUACAGUAAAAGACAGAAAAAAUAAAGUUGUCGAGGAAGUUUCCAAAGAUGCGCAAAAAGUUGUAGACGCCACGAAAGCAGCCGAUGAGAAAGUAGCAGAUGAAACCAAUAAAAUCGGAGAAAAAAUGAAGGAAACUGCAGCAGAAGUUGUACAAAUUGCAAAGGAUACUAAAGAUGCAACAAUUAAAGAGGUAAAAGAUGACACAAAGUUAGUGAAAGAAAAAUUAGCAGCUGGCGCUGAUGCGGUAGCAGAAACUGCGGACGGCACAAAGGAAAAAGUAACAAAAGAAGCGAAGAAAGCUAAGGAAAAAACAAGUGGUUUCUUUUCUGGUAUAUUUAAAGGUGCAAAACAUGCCGUAGAAGAUGCUACUGAUGACGUCAAAGAAUUUAUGAAUGAGGCGAAGAAGGAAACUGUUUUGGAGGAAGAGCGCACUAAUGAAAAAAUUGCUGCGGGGCUUAAAGAUUUGAAAGGUAAAAAAGACAUUGUCGCAACUGAGGUUCAAGAAUCCGUAGACAAAAUCAUCACUCAUGUGAAAGACACGAAAGAUGAAACUAUUACUACUAUGAAAGAUAAGAAAAAUAAAAUUACAGAGAAAGUUUCCAAAGACGUUCAAAAGGUUACUGAUACCACAACAAUAGCUGGUGAAAAAAUUGCAACAGAGGCGAAGAAAUUUGGUGAGAAAAUGGAAGAAUCUGCAACAGAUGUCGUGCAGGAUGCGAAAGGUGUUAAAGAUGCAGCGAUUAUGGAAAUGGAAGAAGAUACAAAAUUCGUAAAAGAUAAAUUAGCAAAAAGCGCUGAUAGUGCUGUAGAAACUGCGGGCAGUGCAAAAGAUAAAGCAACAAAAGAAGCAAAAAGAGUUAAAGAAAAAACUAGUGGAUUUUUUUCUGGUAUAUUCAAAAGUUCGAAACAUGCUACGGAAGAUAUAUCUCAGGAUGAGAAGGAACAUUUAAGCGAUGCUAAAAAGGAAGCGACUAAAGAAUUGGAAGAGUUAGAUCGCGAGAAAGAUGAUAUAGUGCAUAGUGCAAAAGAAGCUAUAGGCAAAACCAUGAAGGAUGCCGAAGAUAGAACAGUUUCUAUCGCGGAAGAUACAAAAGACAAGUUUGUUGAUAUAGCUGAUAAAGACAUAGAUAAAGCAACACAUGAUUUGAAAGCAGCUCGUGAUGACGUAAUUACAAAGACCAAGGACGUAGUCGAAAAAGUAGAAACCUCCAUGGUAGAUGUUGGGCAUAAUAUUAAGAAUGCAACUGAAAUAGAAAUAAAAGAAGACGCUACCGUUAUAAACAAAAAAUUAUCUGCCAAAGCUGAAUCUAUUUUGGAUUCAGCAGAAGUCACUAAAGACAAGACAACUAGAGAGGCGAAGAAAGCUAAGGAAAAAGCUAGUGGUUUUUUUUCGGGAAUAUUUAGAGGAUCGAAACAUUCCAUGGACAGUGUAGUAGAUGAUGUAAAAGAAUUUCUGGACGAAGCGAGAAAGGAAGCAGCGUUAGAGCAAGCACAUGUCAACGAAGCAGCAGAAGCCAAACUAAAAAAUCUUGAGCUCAAAACCGAUCGCGUGAUUUCCGAAGCAAAAGAAGUUAAAGAUCGUAUUGCUGAGGAAAUAGUUGACCAAGUCGACAAGACUAUUGACGGCACUAAAGCGACAAGCGAUCAUUUAGUUACAGAUACAAAACAAAUUGCUGACGAUAUCGCACAAAGUGUUGCAAAUGCUAAAGAUAGCGUGGCAAAGGAAGUAAAAGAAGAUGUACAAGUAGCGAAAGAGAAAUUAAAGGCAGGUAGUGAUGCUGUAGUAGAAAGUGCUACGACUACGAAAGAUAAAGUAAUUAAGGAAUCAAAGAAAGCUAAAGAAAAGGGUAGUGGCUUUCUUUCAGGAAUAUUUAAGAGCGCGAAGCAUUCUGUAGAAGAAGUAUCUGACGAUGUAAAAGAAUCUAUAGAUGAGACAAAGGAAACUACUUUCAAACAAGAACGAACUAAGGAAAAAAUCGCUGCAGACGUUAAAGAUUUGAAAGAUACAAAAGAAACUCUUGUUACUAAUAUUCAAAAUGUUGCUGAUAAAACCGUCACAAAAGAUGCUAAAGAUAAAACUGUCUCCGCAGUAAAAGACAAAAAGGAUAAGGUUUUCGAGGAAGUUUCUAAAGAUGCGCAUAAAGUUAUUGACACCACGAAAACAGCUGGUGAGAAAGUAGCAGAUGAAACGAAAAAAGUCGAAGAAAAAAUAGAGGAAACUGCGGUAGAUGUUGCACAAGCUGCCAAGGAUACUAAAGAUUCAGCUAUUAAAGAAGUAAACGAAGAUGCAAAAUUAAUAAAAGAAAAAUUAACUACAAGUGCUGAUGCUACCGUAGAAGCUGCGGAUAGUGCAAAGGACAAAGUAUCGAAAGAAGCAAAGAAAGCUAAAGAUAAAACGGGUCGUUUCUUUUCUGGCAUAUUUAAAGGUGCGAAACAUGCUGCAGAAGAUGCAACUAAUGAUGCCAAAGGAUUUCUGGAUGAAAAGAAAAGAGAAGCUUCAGUAGAAAAAGAACACGCUAAAGAAGAAAUUACUCAAAGACUUAAAGAUUUGAAAGAUGAGAAAGAUACGGUUGUUUCUGAUAUUCAUCAAGCUGCAGACAAAGUUGCCGAUGACGCGAAAGAGACAAAAGAUAAAGUUAUUUCUACUGCCAAAGACAAAAUAGAUAAAAUUGUGGAAGAAGUUUCGAUAGAUGUACAGAAAGUUACCGAUGCGACGAAAGCAGGCGGUGAAAAAGUAGCAGCUAAAACGAAAAAAAUUGGUGAGAAAAUAGAAGAAACUGCAGCGGAUGUUGUGCAAGAUAUUAAAGAUACUAAAGAUACAGCAAUUAAGGAAUUAAAAGAAGAUAAGAAAUUAGUAAAAGGAAAAUUGGCAGCAGGUGUUGAUACUACUGUAGAGGCUGUGGAUGGUACAAAAGAAAAAGCGAUGAAAGAAGCGAAGAAAGCUAAAGAAAAAACGAGUGGUUUCUUCUCCGGAAUAUUCAAAGGUGCGAAACACGCUGUAGAAGAUGCAGCUGAUGACAAAGAAUUUUUAGAUGAAAUCAAAAAGGAAGCCGCUUUGGAAGAAGAACAUGUCAAAGAGACGCUUGACGCACGAAUAAAAGAUCUAAAAGAUAAAAAAGAUGCUGUUAUAACUAAAGUUCAAGAAGCUGCUGAUCACGCCAUUACUGAUACGAAAGAUGCGAAGGAUAAAGCAAUUUCCAAAAUUGAGGAAGAACUUUCAAAGGAUGCUAAGAAAGCAAGAGACAUUACCACAGAUAUUACGAAAAGUGUUAAGAACACUAAAGACGCAGGGAUUAAAGAAGUAAAAGAGGAUACGAUAAAAAUAAAAGAAAAAUUGACAGCAGAUGUUGAUGCUGUUGUGGAAACUGCAGACAGCAUAAAGGAUAAAGCAACGAAAGAAGCAAAAAAAGCUAAAGAAAAAACAGGCCGUUUCUUUUCUGGUAUAUUUAAAGGAGGAAAACAUACCGUGGAAGACGCAACUGACGAUAUUAAAGAAUUCUUGGAGGAAACGAAAAGAGAAGCUUCAUUAGAAAAACAACGUGCUAAGGAAGAAGUUGCUGCAAGUCUCAAAAAUUUGAAAGAUAAGCAAGAUGCUGUUAUUACUGAAGUUCAAAAGGUCGCAGACAAGGCCAUCACCGAUGCAAAAGGUGCAAAAGAUAAAACAAUGUCUACACUAAAAGACCAAAAAGAUAAAGUUGUUGAGAAAGUUGCCGAUGCCACGAAAGCAGCUAAAGAGGAAGUAACAGAUGAGACCAAGGAAAUCGGAGAAAAAAUGGAGGAAACUGCGGCAGAAGUUGCACAAACUGCUAAGGAUACUAAAGAUGCAGCAAUUAAAGAAAUAAAAGAAGAUGCAAAAUUAGUGAAAGAAAAAUUAGCACUUGGCGCUGAUGCAGCAUCAGAAGCUACAGAUAGUGUAAAGGAUAAAGUGUCGAAAGAAGCGAAAAAAACUAAAGAAAAAGCAGGUGGUUUCUUUUCUGGUAUAUUUAAAGGUGCUAAACAUGCUGUAGAAGAUGCUGCUGACGAUGUUGAAAAAUUUCUAGAUGAAACAAAACAUGAGGCAGAAUUAGAAGAAGCUCGUAUUAAAGAAGCUGCAGUUGCUGAUAUAAAAGAAUUGGAACAUAAGAAGGAUGCUGUUGUUAGUGAUGUGAAAGACACGGCAAAUGGAACUGUCGCUGAAAUAAAAGAAGCUAAGGAUAAAACUGUCGCCGCAGUAAAAGAUACGACAGAUACAGUUGCUAAAAAAGCUUCGGAACAUAUUCAGAAAGCGGUUGAUGCAGGUAAAGCUGUUAAAAACAAAGCAGCAUCAGAAGUAAAAAAAGCUGGUGAGAAAGUGGAUUCAACAUCACAAGACAUUGCAUAUGGAAUUUCGCAUUCGAAAGAUACAAUCAUUAAAGAAGGUGGAGAUGAGGCCAAAAUAAUCAAAGAGAAAAUGUCAAUUGGAGUUGAAGCUGUAACUGAAAAUGUUGACGCUGUUAAAAAUAAAGUAGUUAAAGGAGCAAAGAAAACAAAGGAAAAGGGAUCUGGUUUUCUGUCAGGCAUAUUUAAAGGCGCCAAGUAUUCUGUUGAAAGCACGGCAGACGAUGUUAAAGAAUUUCUAGAUGAAACGAAACGGGAAGCGGAAUUAGAAAAAACUCGUGCUAAGGAAGCAGCAGCAGCUGGAUUGAAAGAACUAGAACAUAAAGAAAAUGCUGUUGUUAUUGAUAUAAAAGAUGCGACUGAUCAAGCUGUUACUGAAAUAAAAGAUACCAAGGAUAAGACUGUUGUCGCAGUAAAAGAGUCAAAAGACAAAGUUACUGAAAAAGUCUCUGAAGAUAUUGUUGUUGUCGCAACUAAAAUAACAUCCAAAACAAAAGAAAUCGGCGAAAAAAUUAAUUUGAUGGGUCUUGACAUUGCAGAAGGAGUUGCAAGUGCGAAAGACACAGCCGCAAAAGAAGUUCAGGAAGGUACAAAAGAGAUGAAAGAAAAAUUAACGAUUGAAAUUGAACAAGUAGCAGAUAAUGCGAAGCAUGUAAAGGAUAAAGCAGUUUCUGUUGUUAAAGAUCAAAAGGAUAAAAUUGUCGAAGAAAUUUCUAAAGAUGUGCAGAAAGUUGCUGAUACCACAAAAGCAACCGGCGAGAAAGUAGUAGCAAAAACGAAAAAAACCGGUGACAACAUAGAAGAAACCGCAAUAGAUGUUGCACAAGCUGUCAAAGAUAUUAAAGAUGCAACGGUUAAAGAAGUGAAAAAAGAUACAAGGAAGAUGAAAGGGCAGUUGACAACAAGCGCUGACUCGGCCGCGGAAGCUGUGGAUAGUGCAAAAGAUAAAGCGAAGAAAACGAAAGAAAAAACAAGUGGCUUUUUUUCUGGGAUAUUUAAAGGUACAAAACAUACUGUAGAAGAUGCAUCUGGCAACGUCAAGGAAUUUUUGGAUGAAACAAAAAGAGAAGCUUCUAUAGAAAAAGAAUACGGUGAGAAAGAAAUAGCCGCUGAUCUCAAAAAUUUGGAAGACAAAAAGGACUCGGCGAUCGCCGGAAUCCAGGAGGUAAUAGACAAAACUGUCGCUGAUGUGAAAGAUGCAAAGGAUAAAACAGUUUCUGUCAUAAAAGAUAAAAAGGACAAAGUUACUGAUGGCAUUUCCAAAGAUGCUCAUAAAAUUACUGAUACCACAAAAGCAGCUGGUGAGAAAGUUGUAACAGAAACAAAGAGGAUUGGUGGAAAAAUAGAAAUAACCGCGGAAAAUAUUGCACAAGACAUUAUAGAUGCUAAGGAUGCAGCGGCUAGAGAAGUGAAAGAUGAUGCAAAAUUGGUAAAAAAAAAAAUGUCAUCUGGUAUUAGCGCUGUAGCCGAUGGUAGCGAAGUUGCUAAAGAUAAAGCGACUAAAGGUGCAAAGAAAGUUAAAGAAAAAGGAACCGGUUUUCUAUCAGGAAUAUUUAAAGGUGCCAAACAUUCUGUUGAAAGCGCAGCAGACGAUAUAAAAGAAUUUUUAGAUGAAACGAAACGAGAAGUAGAACUGGAAGAAACUCGUGUUAAGGAAGCCGCAACAGCUGGAUGGGAAGAAUUAGAACAUAAAAAGGAUGCUCUUGUCACUGACUUAAAAGAUACAACUGAUCAAGCUAUUGCUGAAAUAAAAGAUACUAAGGAUACAACUAUCGUUACAGCGAAAGAAAAAGUCUUUGAAAAAGUCUCGGAAGAUAUUCAAAAGGCUACAGAUGCAAGUAAAGCUGCUAAAGACAAAAUAACAACAGAAGUAAAGAAAGUUGAUGAUAAAUUGUAUUUAACAGCACAGGAUGUUACACAAAAAGUUGCAGAUACCAAAGAUUCAGUUGUCAAGGAAGUACAGGAUGAUACCAAAAAGGUGAAAGAGAAAUUAGCAGAAGUUGAAACUGUGGCCCAUGGUGCUGAAGCAGCUAAAGACAAGGCAACUAAAGAAGUGAAAAAAGUUAAAGAAAAGGGAUCCAGUUUUCUCUCGGGAAUAGUUAAAGGCGCAAAACAUGCUGUUGGAAGUGCAAAGGAUGACGUUAAAGAAUUUCUAGACGAGACAAAGCAUGAGGCAAAAUUAGAAAUUCGUGCUACAGAAACCGCAGCGGUUGGUGUAAAGAAACUGGAACACAAGAAAAGUGUUACAAAAGAAGUAGUAGCUGAUGUUAAGGACGUUAAAGAUAAAGUUUCUGACAUAGUGAUUCAAGUAGCAGACACCACGAAGAUUGCAGUUGAUAAGUUAGCAACUGAAAUAAAAAAGGUUGAUGAUAAAAUGGAAUGUAAAAUCACAGAUAUUGCAUAUAGUACAGGGGAUGCCAGAGAAAGUUUCAAUAAAGAAAUUAAAGAAGAUACAACUGCGGUGGAAGAUAAAUUACUAACAAGUGCCGAUGCUGUUGCUGACGGUGCCAAAGCAGUCAAAGAUAAACUUGCAAAAGAUGCUAAAACAGCGAAGGACAAAAGUUCUGAUCUCUUGUCUGGAGUUCAGAGGGCAAAGCAAACCGAAAAGGAAAUUUCCGACGACGUGAAGGACUUUCUGGAAAUAACCAGGCAAGAAGCAACUACUGAUGAAGUACUCGCUAGAGAAGUCGUGGCGACGAGAUCAAAAGGACUCGAAAAGGCGAAGGAUAAAGCCAUUGGUGAAAUUAAAACCUCUACGGAUAAAGUUGUGAAAGGAACGAAAGACGUUAAAGAGAAGGGUAUUUCCAGCAUAAAAGGUGCAAAGGACAAAACGAUCUCUCCUGUGAAAACGACGGGAAGUAAGACAGGGCAUAGUAUGGCGCAAGCUGGGGAAAAAGUUAAGACUAUUGAUCAAGGUGUGAUACAAAAGACUAAACGUACAGAAGCAAAAGAAGAUACACGUGUAGUCAAAGGAAAAUUGACGACUGGUACAAGCGCAGUCGCCAGUACAGCAGAGACUGUUAAGGACAAAACCGCGAAAGAUCCUAAAAAGGUCAAACAAAAAGCAGGUAGUUUUUUAUCAGGCGUAGUGAAAAGCGCCAAGCAUGCAGUAGAAGAUGCAACAGAUGAUAUGAAGGAUUUCCUGAAAGAGGCCAAGCAGGAAGCAACCGUGGAAGAAGCUCGAGCUAAGAGUAAUCUUGCUCAAGCGAAAGAUAAAUCCGCCAAAUUGACAACUGACGCUAAAGAAAAAUCUGUCAGUGCCGUUAAAAUCGUAAGAAAGAGUCCCCCGAAGACGUCACAGUUACCAAUGAACGCGAAAAUCACGGGUAAAGCUUCGCCUAUCACUAAGAGAACGGGCAAAGUGACUGAAAUACCAGCGACAAAAAGAAAAGAUGAUAGAGUAGGAUCGAAACGCACAGGCGAGAGUGUUCAGGAAGUAGUUCGUAGAUCCGAUGUAGCUGGCAGGUCAGAGACGUCCGGUGGCGUCGAGCAUUUAACCGAGACAGUUAGCGUUAAGAAAGUAUCUCACAUUCCACAAAAGAAAAGUCUGGAUAAAGAGACAGGCGCAGACGAUUCGGGUAAUUCGCGUAGAGUAAUAGAGACAGUAACCAAAGUAGGGCAUCCCGAGCCUCGCACACGGCACUCCGUCACCACAAUCGUGACAAAGUCUGUGCGAACAACUCCACCGCCACCCAGUUCACUCGCCGAGUUCACUGACAGUAGAACCGAAGACGUGACUAAAGAGGCUGCACGACGGGCACAAAACCUGGCGCACCAGGCGUACACCUCGACGAAAACAGGGCAUGAUUCGGCUGAGAUUGAUGGGACUGUAGAGAGGCAUGCUACUUCUGCUCCAUCAAAACAACCUGUUCCCGCCCCGCGUCUCUCCACCACCAAGCCGUCUACCAAACCCGAGUUCCAUCUGGAGCUUAGUGAUGCCUCACGAACACAUAAAACGAUCGAACAAUCUUCCAAGCCAACGCAGGAGAUGCAGUCACCGAGCAAGAGCAGUCCAAAGAACAAGAUACCUUUCAAAAUUGAGUCUCACGCGCCUAAAUCGAGCGACGAUCCCGAAUCCGUUCCAAUAAAAUUCUCGGAAGAUCACGCCAUCUAUCCACAGACAGUUUCACAAACUGUCAAAUACGUUACUAAGGAUAGGGAAUUGAUCAAAGAGACGAUAGAGGAGGAAAAAAAGAUACCAUCGAGUGAUGCGAUCCAGAUAGUUAAAACGGACAAUUUGACCGAGAUAUGCAGUAGAACGGAGAUAAUGCCUUCCGUAGAGCAAAUACGAACAACUACAGUGACCAACGAUUCAUCGAUUGAUCCUACAAAAUUGAAGGAGCUUUUGGAGACUGGUGGUAUUGUAGAAAUGGUGAGGACUGUGACUUUGACGUCAGAAAACGAUACUUUGCAACCUGUAACGCGUGAGGAGGUUGUUAAGAGGAUAAACCAGGUCGUUCAUACGCUACCUAGCGAGAUCUUCGAUUUCGGCGAUUCCUCUACCACUACGAUAAGGUCCGGCAGAUCAGAGUCCGAUGGUGUUGCGCCGAUGGUGCAACAUGUGAUGUCCGAGACGUCAGAUAUUGAGAAGACCGAGAGAGUGAUGAGAACGAUGACUUCCAGCGGCGGCAGCGGCUACGGGGAUGUGGAGUCCGCUCUAAGAAGCCUUCCGGAACAAUUAACGAGAUCCGAAAUCGAAGAGACCGUCUCUUGGACAGCGGCGAAUGAACAGUGGGAGGUGCAGUAUUCUCAAGACACGUCACCCGGUUCUGGAAAUGGCGGCGGUGUUGACACGUUUGUCAGCAACAACAACAACAAUAACAACAAAAACGAUGGUAGUUCAAGGCAUGAUAUGCACAGCGAUACCGAUAGUGACGGUUCGCCGCAACCUAGAAGAAGAUCCCCGAGCAAGAGGCGUACGUUGGGCAGUUCCAGCGGGUCGGAUGUAGCACUGCACGAAGGUGCGGAGCUGUCCCCGUUGGAGGACGACCAAGAAUCUGACUUUUUGCAACAUAGCGAGCCAUCCUUCAUGGAAACGACAACGAUCGAGGUGGAUCCUGUCACUCAAGAAAGUAUAACGACAACUACCCGAACGGAAACGAGGACGAUGUCAUCCACGGGAACUAGUGGCACGGACGAUUUGCGGGAAUCAAUGCAGAAGAUCAUGGACACGUUCAUGUCGGAAGAGAGGAAGGAUCAUUAGGAAUAACGUGCAUGUUAAAUUGAAUUUGAGAUGAAAAAGAAAAAAUUGCCGUCGGGUUCUCGGCAUUGAUCCCCUCGUCGAUUAUUGAAUUCUUUACCUUUGGAAGAAAGCACUUUGAUGGCCCUCGGAUUUGGCAUGGAGCGAAGAAUUUACGAUCACGAUAGGACCGGGGGCACAUGAAGACGCUUGCUUCUUCGGGGUGCUGUCUUCUUUAAAUCACACAAAAGCAUGCACAAUGAUUUACUAUCACGCUCAUGGCCUAUGCUUCGAGUUUGCUUGCCUUUCCGUUCCGCUCGGUUGCCUUAUCUCUUUGCGUUCAUCGGAAUCUCGCAAUCGAAGAUGAAUAAUGAUAAUGAUGAUGACGAUAAUGAUAAUGGUGAUGAUGAUGAUGAUGAUGAUGAUGAUGAUAAUGUAUUUGCGUAUGUCGUUGCUAGUUCGACUAGCCGAUUCGCGCUAGUUUUUACUAUGCCAACCCGUCCAUGUAUGUGCUUUUUCGUGUUAUUUGAAGAUAUAAUGCGAAAUGGAAGGGAAAGAAAGAAGCAAGUAUGGAGACGAUGGGACAUGUCGAGAAGAAACGCGAACAAAGCGGGAACGCGACAAGAUA
This is a messenger RNA of Cyphomyrmex costatus, 21939 nucleotides long. Its product is annotated as ankyrin-3. Gene Ontology annotation, molecular function: lipid binding; protein binding. Gene Ontology annotation, cellular component: extracellular region. The transcript has 37 exons. Bases 471 to 21335 code for a protein of 6954 amino acids. Gene Ontology annotation, biological process: lipid transport; signal transduction; lipoprotein metabolic process. NCBI's taxonomy places the organism in Eukaryota, Metazoa, Arthropoda, Insecta, Hymenoptera, Formicidae. The record is from RefSeq and is a predicted model, not a curated record.